UGUGUUUUAACAAUCGGCCCAAAACAUUUGCUGUGUUAUCAUUGGAAUAUGUAAACAAAGUUUAGGCCUAUACAUUUACAAAUCAUAUAGAGUGUGUUCUAUUUCAAUACAUUUUUUUUAAUGCUCAGUGGACCGUGAAAACUUUUACAAACAUUUUUACAAUCAAGUGAAAUGGAUUCGAAUGAUUUCUCUGAACAACGAGUUUUGUUUCUAGUAUUUUUCUCUUAAACUCAUCACGUGACGUCUGGAAGAUGAUCUUCUUUAUUCAUAAAUUUAUCUACGAACGAUAACUCAUGAUAUUACUUUUUGGAGUGUUUUAAUGCUCACUGGAUCCUAAAACAUACGUGUUACUGUUAGAGUUAUCUCGCUUUGUCUAUAUACUUAACUCUUUGUUUUCAAUGGAUAUUAAAAGAUAUAAUUUCUUGUGGAUUGUAGUCUGUAUGUUACACCAGUGUCAAGCUGGAGAGUCCGAAACUUCUGCCCGACAAUUACAACAGUUGAAAGCUGUUGGAGCCUGCACUAGUGCACCGUGUCUGAAUGCUGGAAGCUGCUCAGUUCAUGCCCAAAGCUCAUCGUAUACAUGUCAGUGUCUUCCUGGAUUCACCGGACAAAACUGUGAACUUGGUAUUGACGAGUGCGCCAGCUCCCCCUGCCUCAAUGGAGCGUGUGUUGACAACAUUGGAUCCUUCCGGUGUAUGUGUUUCCCUGGCUACAAGGGACGUUUGUGUGAAAUCGAGAUUGACCUGUGCGCUAGCUCCCCGUGUCACAAUGACGGCAGGUGUGUGCAGACAGGACCAGGGAACAUCCAGUGUGAGUGUAGACCUGGUUACAGGGGGUCAAGGUGUGAGAUGGAUAUAGACGAGUGCCUUUCCCUCAGCCCUUGUCAGCACGGAGGUUCCUGCACUCAGGGCCCCCCUGGAACCUACACUUGUGCUUGUCGAGAAGGUUACACAGGAAUUGAUUGUGAAAAAGCUGUCCAUAUUUGCGACUCGAAUCCUUGUCUCAAUGGAGGCCAGUGCACACCUGAUGAGACUGUGGCCAGGUUUCAUUGCCAAUGUAGGCCAGGAUAUCAAGGAGCCACUUGCAGUCAGGUAGCUGACGCCUGCGUCAAUAAUCCCUGUAGGCAAGGAACCUGUCGAACAAUCGAGCCGGGAACGUUCGUGUGCGAUGACUGUGACGUUCCGGGCUGUCAAGGCGUUGGGGACCCCUGUGCCUCUCGGCCUUGUCAGAAUAACGGGACCUGUGUCCCCGACAGUCAAGGAUCAUUUUCCUGCGUAUGCCUUGAACAUUUCACGGGCUUAUACUGCGAGGCUGGACAACAGUCUUGUGGCAUGGUCGUCUGCUACAACGGGGGUACUUGCAAGAUAAACUCUGAUGGAAGCAAUAAAUGCAAGUGUACAGAAGGUUUCAGUGGUGACCGCUGUGAUGUGUCUACAGACCCGUGUUUAUCACAACCGUGCCACAAUAACGGGACGUGUGAGGUGUCCAGGUCCACUCAAGGUUUUCAUUGUCAAUGUUUACCUCAAUAUUCAGGCUUGUCUUGCCAGUUUGUCAAUUUAACUAGUAACUCAACCAAUGAAAUUUCUAGAAAUGGAUUGAUCAUCUUUAGUGGGCGUCUGAAUCCAACGGUACUCUUCAGCAUCUUGGGGAUCCUCUUGGCUCUUGGGACAAUCAUUGGGGUGUCCGGAAUCAUCCUAAGAAAGAGACACAUACACAGACCUCAAGAUUUCUGCUUCUCUCUCCCGUCAUCUUUCUACCAACAAUUUCCCCCAGCAGGAAGCAGUGCCAGCUCUGGAAGGUUUCAAAAUGGCAGUAUACUGGACUAUGAUGAAUUUUUACAUACUCCAUCAGCAUUCCGUUAUUAAUGUCUGGAUUUCUAUUCUGCCAUUUUAUCAUGUUACUAUCAUUGUUUGUUUGUUGUUGUUUGUGAAACUUGAAAGAUUAUUGUUGAAUAGCAAACAGUGGGGUGUGUGGCUGAGAAGCAAAUCUUGCCUAGCUACCUAUCAAGGGAGUUCAGAGUUUAAAUCCUGACUCGAGCAGAGUUGUAUUUGCUGAGCGCCUAAGGGCAGCUCAGAAAACCUUCUCCCAGAGACCACCUCACCACACUUGUCCACAAAAGAGAUAGGACCAAAAUGAACUAAACAUGCUUGUAGCAUGAGAAAUUAACAGUACAAUCUCAUUUUAUUUUGUAGAUCUAAAAAGAACAUAUAUAAUUUGGCCUAGAAUAUCAAUCAUUUAGAUUCUAUACUUUAUGAAUGUAGUUUACACUCUAUUAUUAUAUUUUUUUUAUAAACCUUGUAUCAACUCACUCGUGUACAAAAUUUUGAACACGUUAUUUAACUAGUAACUCAACCAAUGAAAGUUGAAAACUUGCAUAAAUAUAGUAUUAUUCAUCGUUCCAAACAAACAUGAAUCAAUAAAAAAAAAAAAAUAAACAACUGAAAUAAUUAAAUAGUAGUAAUUAAUUAAUUUUCUUUGAUAUUUAAAAGGGAAAUAAAUAUUUUAGCAUUGAGAUAUAUUGCUGUAAAUGUGGAGCUCCUCUUAUAAGAUAAGUUUUUUUUUGCUAUCAAAUUCUAUUAGAAAAAAACUUUAAAUAUUUAAUAAGCUCAGGAUGCCACCAUCUUCAUGUGUACACAGUGUGCCAUGAUUGUCACCACACAAAAUGCUUUGUCUGUAAGUGUAAAGAUUUAGAUUUUAUAAAUUAGAUGUAAUACUUAUCUAUUAUGGUAUACAAUUUGUAGUUAGAUUGAACAUGAAUUUACCUCAUAUGAAUUUACCUCAUUCUGAGUUGGUUUAAACUUUUUAUUACUAAUGUGGUCUUGGUAUUUCUAUGCAAGUUACAUUUUUUUUUAAAUGAACACCAGAGUUGAGAGUUAAAAAUAUUUUAUCCUAAAACAUCAUCUUUGUGAUUUAUACCUUUAUGCAAAGUGUCGACGUAUUAUUAUUGUUGGAGUUUAAAAGAUCUUUUUUUUCCCUCCUAGGACCACCACCAAUAGCUCUUCACUCAAACAAAUGCAUUUUUUUUUAUUGUCAUAAUAGAACCCUCAAGUCUGGAUCAAGUGUUGUAAGCAAAAAAUCCUGAAAAAUUUCAUCAAAAUAAUAGAACCUUAGAUGCAUAAUUCAAUGUGUGGCAAACUGCAUUUACAAUCUUUUUUGUUAGUUAUCUAUUCACACGUUUAAUGAAGUCAUCCUGUACUCUUCAGUUUUUCAACCCACUUCAGAGGGGCUUGUAUAUGUCAUGCACAAAAUGUGUGUUCAUUUUUCACACAGUUUUUGUUGGGUACACAUUUUUCUUUACAAAUAUUGUAAUUAGUUGACUUUUUUUUUUCCAAUAAUAAUAGCAACAGAUGUUCAUUUUUAAUGUAUUUAUUUCUUGUAUUGUGUAUGUAGAUUUAUAAGAAUGUACUAUUGUUAGAUUAGGGUAUUUGUAUUAAAAAGGAAUUACCAAAAACAACACCUGAGUUCAUGAAGAUUUAUGGGAUCAAGACUA
This is a messenger RNA of Biomphalaria glabrata, 3490 nucleotides long. RefSeq names its product fibropellin-1-like. The transcript is spliced from 9 exons. The record is from RefSeq and is a predicted model, not a curated record. The coding region runs from base 399 to 1865 and encodes 488 amino acids. NCBI's taxonomy places the organism in Eukaryota, Metazoa, Mollusca, Gastropoda, Planorbidae. Gene Ontology annotation, biological process: establishment or maintenance of epithelial cell apical/basal polarity; heterophilic cell-cell adhesion. Gene Ontology annotation, cellular component: protein-containing complex; plasma membrane. Gene Ontology annotation, molecular function: calcium ion binding.